AUGCAAGGAUUGAACAAUUAAAACUACAACCCAGUAGUGAGACCAAAAACCUUGAUUUGCUAUAUUUGUGGAAGAGAAUAUGGAACAAAAAGUUUAGAGAUUCAUCUUAAAACUUGUCAGGAGAAGUUUCUUAUGGAGGAAGCAAAAAAGCCAAAGAAUUAGAGGAGACCCUUGCCAUAACCUCCGAAAGCAAUGGGUGGAAGUGGAAAUUAUGAUACUGAAUCGUAUAAUGAGCAAGCAUUUAGUGCUUAUAAAGAAUAGAGUCUGGAGAAAUGCGCAUAUUGUGGAAGAACAUUCAAUAGAGAAAGUUAUCCUAUCCAUUUAAAAAUUUGUAAGGCAGAUAAACCCUUUAAACCACUUCCUGGAUUUGUUUAGAAUCCAAAAGAAGUCCAGUAAUAAAUGAAUAGGGAUAAUGGAGGAGGUUAAUAAGGAAAAUCAAAUUCUAAUGGUUAUUAGGGAGAAUAUAAGGCUCCCGUUCGACCAAAGACUUUGGUCUGCUACAUAUGCGGGAGAGAAUAUGGCACUAAAUCUUUGGGAAUCCAUAUACCUUAAUGCAAAGAAAUGUUUAUAGUGUAGGAAAUGAAGAAACCAAAAGCAGAGAGAAGGAACCCUCCUACUACUCCAAGAGGCCUUUGGGAUUUAUUAAAUAAAGAGGACAUUACCAUGGAAGAUAUUAUUGCAUAUAAUAACGGAGCAUUUAAUAAAUACAACAAGGAGGCCUUAGUUGCUUGUAAGAAUUGUGGUAGAACAUUUAAACCAGAAGCUUUGGAACAUCAUAUCAAGGCUUGUACUGCUGAUAACCCUUUCAAAGCUCUAGAUGCUGUUGAGGAGGGAGGUACAGUUGAAUUAGUGCCUUGCAAGAAAUGUGGAAGGAAAUUCUUGCCAUCUAGAGUUGAAAAACACGAAAGCAAUUGUAAAGAUAUAAAGGGAGCUUCAUAAACAUAAGCAAAUGGAUUUUAGAAAUAACAGUAGCAAUAAUAAGAAUAAAAAUAAUAAUAAUAGGAAUAAAAAUAUGAAACUCCGCAGUAAAAUCAAAAAUAAUAAUAAUAAUAAUAAUAAUAAUAAUAAUAAUAAAAGUAAGUUUAAAAAUAAUAAAGUUUCUCAAAAACAUCAGUUAAUUUUAAUGAUAAGAGUUUGAAAUGUUAUAAAUGUUUUUAAGACUGUAAUAAUGUAUAAGAUUUGAAAUAGCAUGUUUAGAAUUGUAAAAAUUAAGGAACAAAACCUUAAAUCUAUGAUGAUUUAAUAUAAAUACCAAAUCCAUCUUAAGCACUUCAAACAAUUUAUAUGAGCUCAGUAUUUGAGAAUUUCUAAAAAAAUGAUAAUAGCAGUUAGAAGGUGAAUGAAUAACCAAAAUAAUUGUCCAAAUAAUAAUCAUAACAUUAAGAAAAAUAAUCAGUGUAAAAUUAAAAUAAUUAUUCCGAUGAAGAUCAAUAGAAUUAAGAAGAUGAAAUUGAUUUAAUUGCAUGUGAAAAAUGCGACAGAAGGUUUGCAUAAGAUAGAAUAAAAAAACAUAUGAAAGUUUGCAAAGGCAAGAAGUAUUUUGAAAAAAAAGAACAUGUAGUUGAAGUUCAAAAGGCUCCUAAAACUGGAUGGAGGAAAUAUCACGAAGAAUUCAUAAAUACUGUAAAGUAUAAUAGACAAGUGAAAAAAAUAUAAGAGGAAGGAGGUGAUAUCAAAUAAUUGGGACCUCCUCCAGUAUCUUCAAAUAGCAAUUACGUUUAAUGUCCUUAUUGUCAAAGAAAAUUUGAUCCAAGUAAGGCUGAAAAACAUAUAUCUAUUUGUUAAAACGUAGUCAAUAAACCAAAAACAAUUCAAGAAAAGAAAUAAAAUUAAUAGAUACCCAUUCCAUAAUAAUAAUAAUAGAAACCAAAUCAAUAAAACUAUUCAUAGUAACAAAAAGUUUAACAAACUAAUUAACCAUAGUAAAAUUCAUCUAACCCAACAUAUGGAAGAGUAUUUUAAUUGAAUGAUGAAAAUCCCUAAUAAAAAUCAUAAUAGUAACAAUAAUAAUCAAAUAACUAACAAUUGAAAUCCUCUUCAACAAGAUAAUCGAUUUCUUCUUAAAAAACUCCAUAGCCUUCUUCAAAAGCGGUAGGUCAAUAAUAGCAAUUAUUAUCUCCACCCCAACCUGGCAAUUAAUUUAGAAUAAGAUCACCAUAAACAACAUAAAAAACCUAAUAAGUAAAAUAAUCACAAAAUCCUACUAAAAUUGAUAACAAUAUAUUCAGACCUCCAACUUCUGGAAGAACUUAAGAGUUAACAAAGCCUAAUUCCCAAUUGCAUUUAAAACCAUUAAGUUAAAAUUAGAAUAUGUUUAGAAAAUUUUGA
Molecule: messenger RNA, 2328 nt
Organism: Paramecium tetraurelia
Lineage: Eukaryota; Ciliophora; Oligohymenophorea; Peniculida; Parameciidae
Exons: 6
Source: RefSeq, a predicted model, not a curated record